Bipolaris zeicola 26-R-13 is the source of this 1296-nucleotide messenger RNA. RefSeq lists its product as uncharacterized. Gene Ontology annotation, biological process: DNA repair; cellular response to ionizing radiation; mitotic intra-S DNA damage checkpoint signaling. The coding region runs from base 1 to 1296 and encodes 431 amino acids. The transcript has 2 exons. The record is from RefSeq and is a predicted model, not a curated record. NCBI's taxonomy places the organism in Eukaryota, Fungi, Ascomycota, Dothideomycetes, Pleosporales, Pleosporaceae. Gene Ontology annotation, cellular component: checkpoint clamp complex.
AUGGUCGUUCUCAACUUUACCCUCACCCCCGAGGCGGCUUCCAAAGUCCAUGAUCUUCUUGUCUGUCUAGGCAAAUUCAGCGACACCGUAGCCAUCGAAGCGCGUCGAGAAAAGUUCACAUUCACUGCACUCAACUCUUCUAAAUCCGCAUAUGCCGCCGUUACUUUAGAUGGUAGACAAUUCUUCGCCAGCUACGAGUGUGUCCCAAGCCAUGGCGGACCUGAGGGUCGCUUCACGUGCAGCAUGUACACCAAGGCCCUCUUGUCAGUGUUCAAAGGGCGCCUGUACGAUCCAGUAGGGCGGGAUGGUGCGAUAGACCGCUGUGAGGUGAGCGUGCAAGAGCGAGAGAACGAGACACAAUGUCGGUUUAUUGUCAAGAUGGUUUGCAACCAGGGUGUUAUCAAAACAUACAAGCUCACCUACGAAGCUGUGGAGGUGAUGCAUGCACUAUUUGAUCGGUCGGUAGCAAAGAAUCGGUGGACCAUGCACGCUGGUGCUGUGAGAGAGUACAUCGAGUAUUUUGGUACCAAAACCGAAAUGCUCGACAUAUUUGCAGGAGACGACGGUCGCUGCGUAUUCAAGAGUUAUACCGAAAAGAUCUCCAACGGAAAGGAGAUCUUGAAGCACCCACUUGUCACAGCCGUGGCCGUCAACACAUCGGAUUUCGAAGAGUUCGUCGUGCAAUCUGGCAUACAUAUCAUCAUCAACGUCAAAGAUUUCAAAGCCAUUGUCAUGCACGCAGACACUCUAAAGACAAACCUGAGAGCCUUCUAUUCUCAGCCAACCCGGCCGUUACAAUUCAGCUAUGGAUGCGAUGGUCUGUUUUGUGAAUUCACAUUGAUGACUUCGGGCAAUUACACCGCUGCUCCAUCCGCACCCAUACCUGCCCCCGCGCCUCAGACAACACACAACAGGAAUACACCUCGUACACCAUCAACAACGACGAUGGAGCGUGAAGGUAGUCGCAGCUUUCAGUCUGAUAUGCCUCCACCAGUGCAGCCGGCAUCUCGGCGCGAGGGUUCAAGCCGCCUAGGAUCUCGCCAGACCUCAGUUCAGGCGCAGUCGCCGCAUCGCGAUCCCGAAAGUCUUUUCGUACCUGAAGAUGAGGAUGCGGCAUGGGCGCCUAUGGAUUAUGAGAAAGAAGAGACUCUCGGCUGGGAUGCCAGUGCCACCCACGAUGCAUCAGCUUUCCCAACCUUUACAGAUAGCGGUAGUACUUCGAGGGCAAAUACGUCUGAAAACAAUGAAGUAUUCGAGCCCACACAGCGUGUAUCACAGGUUAAGGGAUUAUGGUAA